AUGCAAGCCUUGUUUCAGAGUUUUUCCAUCACUUGGAAUUGGUUGAUGGGAAAGCCAUUGUCCUCUUCCGAAGAGGAGGAGGAACAUGAAGUGAAACAACAACAACACUCCCAUUCAUCUGUUGAGAAGAAUCAAUUGGUACUUUCACUAUCGGAGGAUGUAUUAAAAGAAAAUUUUGAAUAUUCAUUAAAGACUUGGAUUUCAUUGGGAGUGUUUUUGAGAGAGAGUCAUGAAUGGGAACAUGCUGAGAACGUAUUUAAGAGGGCCAUGAAAAUAGUUGAGGAUAGUGCCGUGUAUUCAAAUCAUUCCAUUCAAUCCUCGAUAUCAUCUACCUCACUCAAUGUAUCUUUAUUGCUUUUGGAAAGGGCACGAAACUUGGAAAAACUUGGAAAGAUUGAACAAGCGAUUGAGAAUUUUGAAAAGGUGAUUAAAUUCAAUGUUUCAAAACAAGAUACAAUCGAUGCUCUUUCUGAACUCGCUUGGAUUUAUUUAGGUGAGGAAAAGUUUGAAAAAGCAAGGUUAACCAUUUCUCAAAUAGAGGAAAUUGCUAGUGAGGAGCAACGAACAAGACAAAUAAUUUCUCAUUUACUAGGAAAUUAUCAUCUGUCCGUGGGUGAACAAGAUGUGGCUCUGCAACAUUACGAAAAGGCUGUCGAGUUAGAUUCGACUUGUGUGGAUGCAUUGGCUGUACUUGGAGACAUUUAUUGCCAUUAUAAAAAAGACGAAUCAAAAGCAAGAGAAAUGUGGGAACGUGCAUUCAGUAUCGACGCAUUGAAUACCAGCAUUUCCCAUUACCAAUUGGCAAAUAUUAUUAUGAAGAAAGACAAAAAUUACGAACGAUCAAAAUCAAUUUUAGAUAUUGGACUGCAAGUGGAUGCCACAGAUGCAAACACGAAUUAUCUCAUGGCAUGUUGUCUUGAGGACAUGCAAUGUGAGGCUAAAGACGUGGUAAUAUUCCAUUAUUCUGAAGCCAUGCGUUUGGAAUGUACAAAGAAAAACCUCUUUAUACGAUUUUGUAAUUAUUUGGUCCUUCUCGGCAAAUAUGAAUGGGCUAUUGGAGUGUUGAAUAAUGGUAUGAAGCAAAAGCCAAAAGAAACAAUCACCUUUUUAUCCAUGCGUGAGAAAAUUUAUGAAACCACGAAAAACUAUCAAAACGCUCUUAAUGAUUGUGAAUUGUUGUUAAAACUCAUUUCACAAGCGGCCAUUUCUGGCUCUUCUUCAAUUUACAACACCACUCAUCCAGCACAAAUGACCAGAGAUCAAGUACAGGAACGAAUUGCACAAAUCAAACAAAGAUUAUAA
Naegleria lovaniensis is the source of this 1302-nucleotide messenger RNA. RefSeq lists its product as uncharacterized. The coding region runs from base 1 to 1302 and encodes 433 amino acids. Gene Ontology annotation, molecular function: protein binding. The transcript has a single exon. The record is from RefSeq and is a predicted model, not a curated record. NCBI's taxonomy places the organism in Eukaryota, Heterolobosea, Eutetramitea, Acrasida, Naegleriidae. Gene Ontology annotation, biological process: cell division.